Messenger RNA from Brassica napus (rape), 2335 nucleotides. RefSeq names its product UPF0496 protein At5g66660-like. The record is from RefSeq and is a predicted model, not a curated record. Lineage: Eukaryota; Viridiplantae; Streptophyta; Magnoliopsida; Brassicales; Brassicaceae. Bases 1017 to 1841 code for a protein of 274 amino acids. The transcript has a single exon.
AUAUAGGAGUUGCAUAGCAUUUUAAUUAUCUCGAGCGAAACCAAGAGCAGAAUCUUACGAAAUAAUCUUGGUUUUCUAUAUGUUAAUUUAUACUUCGCGCCCACUAAGGAAAGCAUUAAACAUUUUCCUAGGGCAUAAUUUUGCAACUAAAUUAAUUUAGAUCGGUUUCAGAAUUGAUAGUAGACGACUAGACAUGAUGUUUGGGGACUUCAUAGUUAGAUAGUGCACUAGGGAUGAACAUCCUAUAAGUGAUUUGAAUCCAAGUUUAACACUCUUUAAUGUAUAUAGCUUUUAUAUGCAAUAACUGUAGAAAAAUGAUUAUUAGCUAAACAGAUAAUAUGCCACCUCAUUUACACACUAGACAAAAAUAAUAUAUUAAAAACUAUAUGUACUGUAUGACUUACAUGUCAACGUCUUUGAACUAUUAUUUGUUAUGUUGCUAGCACAAUCAACAUACUUCCAUUAAAGUGUAUUUAGAUUUAUAACGCAGUAAUUCCUGAUGAUGCUUACUGCUUAGCAUAUUUUAAUAUGUUAUUUUAUGUUCUCUAAUGUAUAAUUUUGCGUUUUGAAUGUUUGAUAUGUAUGUGUCCAUUUUGUUUUUGAUCAUUUGAAUGUGUUAUGAUCUGUUUAAAAAAAAAAAUUCAUUUGGUGAUGCCAAAUUCCAAAUCCAACACAUUUUUGAUAUCAAAAUUAUAUAGUUUGUUGUUAUGUGAUAUAUAUAGUUUGGUGGUGUAUUGUGUUGUGGUGUAUUGUUCGUAUAGCUGCCAAACAUUUUUUAUAUUAUACCUAUUGUUUAUAUGUAUAGAACAAAUGAAUCACUAGUAACUAAUUUAUCUGUUUUUAUAAUAUGUUUGAAACAGUGACAAAAGUAAAUUAGUUCUAAAAAACAGUAAGCCAAAACUAAAAUAAAUUUUUAUUUGCUUAGUAAAUCUAAGAAUGGAAAGAACAGUUCUGUAAAUACUUUGCCUUAAUUUUCUUGAUUUUUCCUUUCCAGAUUAGCUCAAGUAUAAAGGUCAAUGGCGGCAGGAUUAGUCUGUCGUUUAAUGUCGAAAUACUUGAGUUCCGAUAAGAAUGGAACCAACGAACAAAACCUGAGUUUUUACACAUCCGCUUGUGAAGAAGAUCCAGAGCUCAAAUCCUUUGAUUCUUCGCUUGACCAACGACUUAGCAAAUUGAAGAGGUCGCUCACAACAGGAGGCAAGACUGGAAAUAAUUCCCUAAACGCAGUCAAGUCGGUGUGCGGGUUUCUAGUUGAAGUGAACCAAAAUUUGGCCGAGAACAUUAUCGCCAACAAAGAUUUAUUGAAGAGCGAAGAUCUAACGUCUUUGGUUGGCCUCUAUCAUGAGAGUUCCACGAGUACUCUAGAUCUAUUUAAUACAGUGAGGAACUGCACCAAUAAGGCAAAGUUAAGCAUUGUGAUCAUUCAAAUCGCGAUCCAACAGUUUGGAAAAGAGUCGAUGGAUACAGAGGUUGGAGGAAACAAGAAGAAGUACGCCGAAACAUUAGAGGAGCUGAAUAAGGUCAAAGCUAUGGGAGAUCCUUUUGGUGACGAGUUCAAGGAAAAGUUAGAGUCUGUACGCGCGGAGCACCUUAUGCUUUUAGAGAAGCUCGGUGAGCUGGAGAAGAAACUUGAAAAACAACAGGAUAAAUUAAAGAAAAAGAGGAAAUUGACCACUAUUGCUUUCGCUUCUGUGGCUGCGUCUAUGUUGGGUUUUUACGUCUCAUUGUCCUUUCAGUUUGUCAUGUCGGCCAUAUCCAUCAUAUACGAUAGGAUCGGUUUAUGUACGUUUAACUACAUUAAUUUUAUAUUAUAUUUUAUAUCUUUUAAUCUAUUAAAAUAGAUAUCAUGAUUUCUUUAGUGUAUAUAUUAUAUAUUUUAAAAUGAACAAAAUUGUUUACAUUAGUUUUUUGUAUUUGUAUAACGAAAUUCUAACAAUAUAUUGAAAUCUCUUUCUAUUCCACCAAUAUUAAACUAAAUUAAGAGAAAGAUAUUGCCAAAAUUCCAUGGAUAAAACUAAAUUAUAAUACUAUUUUAUACUAGUAAGAAAUAAAGGUUAGUGAUCUCAUGAUACAGACCUGUUUACACUUUCCCAAGGUUAUUUGACACCCCUGUAGUUCUGCAAUGAAACACUCAAUUAUCAAUACUAUUAAAACAUAAACAUUUUUAUGUACUUACAAAUAAUCUAGGUUGAACCAUUAAAUUUAUUUAAUUUUAUUGUAUUUUUGACAUACCGUAUUAAUUAUUAUUAAAUAUACAAUCUAACCUCAAUAUAACCUCAGAUAAUGGGAUCCACUAAUAAAACAAAUCGCAUAUAACAAAUCUUACGUAAUCAUU